CCUUUCACUGGUCCCAGUACUAGCACUUACUAGACAGUGCUUAGCAGGUUGUGGUGCCCUUCCCGAUUCCCGUCCUUAAAAUAUCCUGCUUACCUCCAUUCUUCAGGAUUCGCCUCGACGGCAGCCAAAGGUGAGAUGCUGAACCAGGGGAAUUGCAGUAGCAAAGUUCGCGUUCUGCUGAAGCUCAGAGCCACUGAGUCGCCGCGAGCUCGCACGUGCUGGCAUUCCGGGAUAGGCAUCGGCGUCGGACUGAAUGACUAAGCCGCCUAUUGCGGCCCUCCGACUGGCCACCGGCAUGCAAAACCGUACGGUACCGUACGGUACUCCCGUCUGCCCGCACCCACUGCCACCCAGGCGAGCUUUCCGCGCCUUUUUUCACUGGGUGCCGUACCGUACAUACGGUACCAUCCCAGCAAGGGACCACUGCCUGCUGGCCACCAGACUGCGCACGAGCACCAGUAGUUGGACGAAGCCUGUGAGCCCAGCAGGCCAAUCAGCGCCGCGGGCCAUGGCGCGUGGGCUCCCAAGCACGCGACACCUCCCGGCCUGCCUUAUCACCGGUCGAUCAUCGGGAGCAGCAGCACCUCCUGGGCUCCCUGGGGGGGAGGAGGAGGAGGAGGGAGCGAAGGCAGACGUCGACUAUAUAUAUUCUGAGGCUGCUGUCCGGCGCUUGCCCGUUGGCUCUUUUCCCCCUCUUUGACGGCGUCGUUGCUAUCCCCCCUGUCAUUAUUGGGAUUAUUUCUCAUUAUCUUACCUAUUGAACUGGGGACUGAAUGACUGUCU
Messenger RNA from Penicilliopsis zonata CBS 506.65, 783 nucleotides. RefSeq lists its product as hypothetical. The record is from RefSeq and is a predicted model, not a curated record. NCBI's taxonomy places the organism in Eukaryota, Fungi, Ascomycota, Eurotiomycetes, Eurotiales, Aspergillaceae. The transcript has 2 exons. Bases 254 to 700 code for a protein of 148 amino acids.